AACCACUCACAGUGAUGCUCAUGGUCUGUGCUGUUUCUGUGAGCCCAGGAUAGAGAAGCGAGAAGCACCGUGGCAAUGAGGGAGAAGAGAGGCACCGCACGGGUGCUCCUAGAGUGCAGUCUCAAUGACAAGAUGUGUCUUGUCCAGGGAGAGCAGUAUGCGGUGGUCAUUGUCCCAACUCUGCUGGUUGGUGCCUUCCUCGUCCUUCUUGCUGUCAUCUUGUGGUUAUUUAUAAGAGGACAAAGAUCUCAACGUCAGCGCCCUAGACUCCAAGGCGUUGCAUCCAUGCCCGUAUCCAGGGGUCAAACCCGGAAAGCAGCAGAACCCACAGGGAAAGUUGUCAUGCCACUUACGGAGACAUCUGUGGAAAGUUUCCUACGGGCUACCACACCUUCCCUAGCGAAGCUACAGGUACCCAGGGAUCAAGUCUCUGAAGUUCUGGAGCAAAUCCAUAAGGGCAGUUGUGGGAACAUCUAUCGAACCACUAUGAUCACUGGGGACCCUCCUAAGCCCAAGAGUGUUGUUCUCAAGGCUUUAAAAGAACCAGCUGGGCUCCAGGAGGUACAGUACUUCAUGGGGCGAAUCCAGUUCCAUCAGUACCUGGGGAAACAUCAGAACCUGGUCCACCUGGAAGGCUGCUGCACAGAAAGGCUGCCCCUCUAUAUGCUGUUGGAAGAUGUGGCCCAAGGGAACCUGCUCAGCUUUCUUUGGACCUGUCGCCGGGAUGUGAUGACCAUGGAUGGUCUUCUUUAUGAUCUCACAGAAAAACAAGUCUAUCACAUUGGAAAGCAGGUCCUUCUGGCUCUGGAAUUCCUGCAGGAUAAGCAGCUGUUCCAUGGAGAUGUGGCAGCCAGAAAUAUCUUGAUCCAAAAGGAUCUGACUGCUAAGCUCUGUGGACUAGGCUUGGCCUAUGAAGUCCAUGCGCAAGGGGCCUUCUCCGCUACUCGAACCGUACCUCUCAAGUGGCUCGCUCCAGAGCGUCUUCUCUUGAGAACUGCUGGCUUCAAAGGAGACAUCUGGUCCUUUGGGAUUCUGCUCUAUGAGAUGGUGACUCUCGGGGCACCACCCUAUCCAGAAGUCCCUCCUACCAGCAUUCUACAGUAUCUGCAGAGAGGGAAAAUCAUGCAGAGGCCCAGUAGCUGCACACAUACCAUGUACAACAUUAUGAAGUCCUGUUGGCGCUGGAGUGAGGACUCCCGGCCCUCCCCAGAAGAGCUGUGCUCCCGCAUUGAAGCUGCUGCUAAGACUGCAGAUGACAAGGCUGUGCUGCAAGUGCCAGAGCUAGUGGUGCCUGAGCUGUACGCGGCGGUGGCUGGCAUCAGCGUGGAGAGCCUCUCCUACUGCUACAGCAUCCUUUGAAGACUGUCAGCAAGAUGCAUUUUUACAGGUGAUCAUUACCGAAUCAAUCUCUCCAAGAACAGAAAAUGGACUUUCUGGUGGGGCCUGAAGGGAAAAAAGGGACAGAGAUCACGGACCUUCUUCACAUUUCCCUAGAAAGCUGAAAUGAUGCUAGACGCGGCGCUAUGCACCUGAAUCUCAGAAGCAAGAAAAGCUCUGUCUCAGAGCACUGUCCAUGCCUGGAGAACUUGGGCAAAAGUAAUGUGGAAGCCGUUAAGAAGGUAGUUUUAAAAAUCUGCAGUUUGUUGGGGUAGACUCUUUCCUCCUACCCCAGGCUAGUUUACUGCUGAAAAAUGUCUUUAAACAUGUAAUUAGAAGGCUCAAAGGAACUCAAAUGAAAUGUACACAAAUCCACACAAAGGAAUUCAUCAACAAAAUUCAAGGUCCUGCUGGCUCAGGAGUAUAAGUAUGGAGAAAGAUCUCCUUCGAGGGGAAGUCUGGUCCCCUUUAUGUGGCAGGAACAUAAAGUUCUUCAGUUGUCCCUUUGUGUGUGUGUGUGUGUUUUUUUUU
Molecule: messenger RNA, 1908 nt
Organism: Octodon degus (degu)
Lineage: Eukaryota; Metazoa; Chordata; Mammalia; Rodentia; Octodontidae
Gene: Styk1
Product: serine/threonine/tyrosine kinase 1
Exons: 9
Coding region: 76-1359 (427 amino acids)
Biological process (GO): positive regulation of kinase activity; protein phosphorylation; cell surface receptor protein tyrosine kinase signaling pathway
Cellular component (GO): signaling receptor complex
Molecular function (GO): ATP binding; transmembrane receptor protein tyrosine kinase activity
Source: RefSeq, a predicted model, not a curated record